Molecule: messenger RNA, 3682 nt
Organism: Paramecium sonneborni
Lineage: Eukaryota; Ciliophora; Oligohymenophorea; Peniculida; Parameciidae
Source: the annotation of a GenBank genome assembly
AUGAAACAUAACAAAUAAUAGAGUCAUUACAUUCUAGACUUUUACGACAUAGAAGACAUUUCAGAUAAUGAAUCAGAGAGUUCUAAAUCGUCAAAUAAUUAAUAAUAAAUAAUUAAGCCAAGUCCAAUUCCUAAUAGAUUAGAAUAAUUGAAUACAAUUUUAUAAGUAAAAAAAGAGACUGUAGAAAUACCAUCUAUUUUGAUAUAAGAAGAAGAGGAGCCUAUAAUAAGAAGAAAAGUGGAUAUUCAGAAAUAAUAAUGGUAGGUCAAUUUUGAUGAAUUAUCAGAAUAAGAAUAAUAAGAUAGUGAUAGAUCAUAGGAUGCAAUAGAAAUACCGAAAGAUCCAAGUCCACCUACAAUAGCACUUGAAGAACCUUAAUAUAUUGAAUAAUAUUUUGAAGAUUAAAAUGUGAUUGAAGAAAUAGAUAUUGAAUAAGAAUAAUUAAAAUUAGAAUAGAGAAAGGAAUAGUUGAAAUAGGAUUUAAUAACUAAAAAAUAACAAUAAUCAAAAUCAAUUGUUAAAGUUCCAUCAAUUUAAAAAGAAUAACAAAAAGUAUAAGAAAUUAAUUAAUUCAAAAAUAACAAAGUAGAAGAUAGAACUAAAUAAAAAUAUAAAUAGAAAUUUUAUAAUCCUAAAAAUUCAUUGAUUUAUUUAAGAUUAAAAGGUAGGGAAGAUUUAUAUAAAAAGUAAGAAUUAAUUGUAGAAGAAUGGAAUAAACCUUUAGAAUAAGAUGAAUUAUUAGAAGGUUUAGAAUGUAUCAAUAGUUUAUUAAUUGGAUUAUCUAAAAUGAAGGAUAGAAAAGUUAAUACACUUGAAAAAUAGAAAAUAGUACCUUUAUAGAUAUAAAAACAUCGUUUAGAUGAUAAAGGUGAACAUCAUAAAGAAUCUAAACUAUAAAAGAAAGAUGAUAAAGAUAAAAGUAUAGAAUAGUAAAAGAAAAUGUAAUAGGAUAUUCAAAAAGAAAAAGAAUUAAAAUAAACUGAAUCAGCAAUUAAAUAAUAAUAACUUUAAGAAGCACAAUAAGCUAGAUAGAUUAGACAUGAAAAAUAAUUAUAGGNUAUCCAUCAAUUAAUGGUUUAAUUUUAGUGUUUAAAUUAAAAAUUGAUUAUGAAUGUUUUUUUUUGGAAAUUAAAAAAAUCAUUCUUUUCUUUUUCUCUAUGUAAUUUAUCAAAAAAUGAUAUGAAUCAAAAUAUUAAAUAUGAAACAUAACAAAUAAUAGAGUCAUUACAUUCUAGACUUUUACGACAUAGAAGACAUUUCAGAUAAUGAAUCAGAGAGUUCUAAAUCGUCAAAUAAUUAAUAAUAAAUAAUUAAGCCAAGUCCAAUUCCUAAUAGAUUAGAAUAAUUGAAUACAAUUUUAUAAGUAAAAAAAGAGACUGUAGAAAUACCAUCUAUUUUGAUAUAAGAAGAAGAGGAGCCUAUAAUAAGAAGAAAAGUGGAUAUUCAGAAAUAAUAAUGGUAGGUCAAUUUUGAUGAAUUAUCAGAAUAAGAAUAAUAAGAUAGUGAUAGAUCAUAGGAUGCAAUAGAAAUACCGAAAGAUCCAAGUCCACCUACAAUAGCACUUGAAGAACCUUAAUAUAUUGAAUAAUAUUUUGAAGAUUAAAAUGUGAUUGAAGAAAUAGAUAUUGAAUAAGAAUAAUUAAAAUUAGAAUAGAGAAAGGAAUAGUUGAAAUAGGAUUUAAUAACUAAAAAAUAACAAUAAUCAAAAUCAAUUGUUAAAGUUCCAUCAAUUUAAAAAGAAUAACAAAAAGUAUAAGAAAUUAAUUAAUUCAAAAAUAACAAAGUAGAAGAUAGAACUAAAUAAAAAUAUAAAUAGAAAUUUUAUAAUCCUAAAAAUUCAUUGAUUUAUUUAAGAUUAAAAGGUAGGGAAGAUUUAUAUAAAAAGUAAGAAUUAAUUGUAGAAGAAUGGAAUAAACCUUUAGAAUAAGAUGAAUUAUUAGAAGGUUUAGAAUGUAUCAAUAGUUUAUUAAUUGGAUUAUCUAAAAUGAAGGAUAGAAAAGUUAAUACACUUGAAAAAUAGAAAAUAGUACCUUUAUAGAUAUAAAAACAUCGUUUAGAUGAUAAAGGUGAACAUCAUAAAGAAUCUAAACUAUAAAAGAAAGAUGAUAAAGAUAAAAGUAUAGAAUAGUAAAAGAAAAUGUAAUAGGAUAUUCAAAAAGAAAAAGAAUUAAAAUAAACUGAAUCAGCAAUUAAAUAAUAAUAACUUUAAGAAGCACAAUAAGCUAGAUAGAUUAGACAUGAAAAAUAAUUAUAGGAGAAGGAAAAACUAAAAUUGUUAGAAUAAAGAUAAGUUUUUAAAAUAUUAACAAAAAAAUAAAUUAAUUAAGGAUUAAUACUUUAUAGAUGUCAAAUAAGAUAAAAAUAAAAAGAUACAAUUAAAUGGUUAAGAUAUUCAGAAAUUGCUUUAAUUAGUAAAGGUGAAAGUGAAAUCUUUAAUUUUGAAAAAAGAAUGUCAGAUUAAAUGUUUAUGUAAUUGCAUAAAGCUAAUAUGACAUCAGUAUUAAUAACUAAGUAAGCAAUAUUUGAUAGAGUAACUAUACAUUAUGUUGAAGAAUAAAAAGAAUCUGAGGAAAUCAAAGAAAAAGAAUCAUUCAUAUAAAAAGAGUAGGAAAAUUUAAAUAUAAAUAUAAAUGAAUAAAAAUAAGUGAAAGAAAAGAGAGUAAUCAAAAAUACUGAAAGGAAAAAAGUAUAAGAUAUCUAGAAGAAUGAGGAAUAGGAUAAUUUAUCAGUUGAUGAACAAAAAUAAUAAUAAUAAAAAUAACAAAAAUAAUAAUAAUAAAAAUAACAAAAAUAAUAAUAAUAAAAAUAAUAAUAAUAAUAAACAGAUUAAUAAGAGUUAAAAGAUAAAUCUCAAUAAGAAUAAAUAGAAACUAAAAGAAUGAAAAAUAAAGUAAGUUAUUUAGAAAGUGAUGAAGAGAAGAAGGAUGAAGAUCUCUUAGAUGCUGAUUCUAUUUAGAUUUUUAAAAUAACUUAAGAUAGAUAAAGAAAAUUAGAUAAAAAAGAUAAGGAGCAUAAAUCAUAAUAAAGUAAUUAAUAAUUAAUUGAAGAGUCAAAAUAAAUAGAUUCAAUUGAACUAACAUAGAAAACUAAUAAUAAUUAAUCAAAAGGAUAAAAAAAAGUUAAGAAUCAAAAAAUUAGAGAAUGUCCAUUGAGUAGAUUAGAAACAAAUGAUGAAAUUAAAAAAAAAGAAAAAAUUAAUUAAAAAAGAAAAGAAAAAAGAAGAAAGGAACAUUAAUAAUAUUUGAAUGAAAUAGAUUAUGAAUAACUUAAUGAAGUUGCUCACUCAAAAUAAAAAAAACCUUCUAAAGAUAAUAAAAAUAGGGAAAUUGAUAAUUCAAUAUAAAAAUAAUCUUAAAAUAAAAAAAGAGAUGAUAAAUAGGAUGAUGUAAAUUUAUAGGAUAAAAUAGAUGUAAAAGAUAUAUAAGAAACAAAAAAUGGUGAUUCUUCUAAAAGAGAAGUAAGAUUAAACAAUAGAAAUAAUAAAUAAUAAUCUUAAAAACCAUCACCAAAAAUAGAUUCUAUUGAACCUGGAUAUAUUUCUUCAAAACGUAUUUAUGAAAACAGAGACUAAAAGAAAAAAAAGUUGAAAGUUAUAGAAGAUGAGGAAUCAGAAUAUAAUGAGGAAAAAGCUAAAUAAAAUGAAAAGAAACAAUAAAAAAAAAGAGUGAGAUAAAAAUGAGGA